CACUACUAUAUAACAAAUAAUUUGAGUCAGGAUGGAUAGGUACCGGGAAGAAUGGGGAUGUUGGUGGAAGCAGUAUGUGAAUUAUCUCUCAGCAUUACCCUCUCCUGCUUAUCAGCCACAGAUAUUGUUCAGAGUUCCAGUCAACUUCCCCUCUAACUUCGCCUCUAAUUUCACAUCUGUCAGUAACCCCGUUACCGGAUACAAGUACAAAAUGGCGACCAUUAAACGACGAAUUGCGGCGGAGAUUAUCGAUUUUCAGAUUCUGAUGUUCGUGAAGUACAUCCUAUUCACCAUGCUAGGGACGGAACAACAGGCGUUUGUAAAAGCGUUCCUCUUAGAUGAGGACUUGGAAUCGGAGAUAUCAAUGGACGAGCUGAUGGAUUUUCUGAGCUAUCUGUUUCUUUAUUGGGCUAUUGUUUUAGUUUAUGAGUCCGUGCUAUUGUCUUAUUCCCGAGACGGGAGAGGUGGAGCAACUAUUGGAAAGCGACUAAUGGGAAUUAAAGUGGUGAAAGCACAAAGUGUGGUCCACCUUCCAGCCACAAAUCAAGUAGUCGUUAAGCCUGGCACCGACAUUGGAUUCUGGAGGGCCGUAUCGCGUACCGCCUUCAAAGAUCUGACAACAACUGUCUUCUUCCCCGUGUUCUUUACCAUGCUGCACUCGCGAUCCGGACAAUCAUUUUACGAUAUAACAACUGGGACGAUCGUCGUUCAGAAGGAAGGAGAGCCAGUGUUCGAGAGCUCCUGACACCGACACAUCUAAGAGAGAAAGAGCUGUUUAAAUUAUCAUUGUCAUUGACCAAUCCUGCUUUUUAGCCGCUUGUCGAGACAGGUAACGAGAAAAGCAGGAAUGUGUUUGAGGAUUGCCGAACUAACGUUUAGUUUUAUCUGCAAAAGGAGACCGAGAUCGGCUUUGAUCGAUCAUUUUUCCGCGAACGCCAUGCUUCCGAAUUUAAAUCAGGUACACAGUCGUUCAGUUAUUAUACAGAACUAGUUUAUUGCAUCCAGAUUGAUCGAGAACAGCUUGGCAUUGAAGUUUAACGAUUAUUUGUUAUUUUUAACGAGCAUUGUUCACAGCUACUGGGAUUAAUCCUUAAGAAAUGUUGAUGAUGGAUUUGUUUAAAUCGUCAGCAAAUGUAGCGUUGGCGCUAUGCACGGGGUGAGACUGAUUUGCUGCUCACUUUGUUAGAUCGACACAUUUUAUUCGCAGAGAAUUUCCAUAAUUGGUAUUAAGAAUUACGCUGUUUGUCUUUUUUUCGUAUUUGUUUUUAUUAUUCAUUUUGGCUGA
This is a messenger RNA of Bolinopsis microptera, 1285 nucleotides long. RefSeq names its product protein FAM8A1-like. NCBI's taxonomy places the organism in Eukaryota, Metazoa, Ctenophora, Tentaculata, Lobata, Bolinopsidae. The transcript has 6 exons. The record is from RefSeq and is a predicted model, not a curated record. Bases 32 to 745 code for a protein of 237 amino acids.